UACUCGCUUUGGUUGUUUGUGCGCCUUGACUGUUGCGAGUGAAUUCUGCGGCUGGCUGGCUGGCUGGAUUUUCUGUUUGUUGCCGUGCAUUACGUCCCCCUAAAACACCGACCUCAGGCUUCCGGACCACAGCCCCGUUCGUGUGCACAUGUGUUGCGAUGGCUACAGAAAUCGUUGCAAAGAAAGUCCUCGCGGAACUGGUCACAAAGUCUGGUUGCACCUACACGGCCGAGAAUAUAGUGACCAUAUUUCAUAACCGCGAUGGCAAAUACAGCAGCAAGUGGCUUGCGACCCUGUUGGCGCAACUAUUCAAAACCAUUCCCAACGGGCACAAGUACGUGGAGAUGUACGCAUCUGCUGCUGGAAAAGAGUCCUAUCCCACCCUGGUGAAGGUGCUGAACCGUUUUUCAAACGAUCUGAAAGCUGUACGUGCUGAAAAGGUGGAGGCCGCCGCUACCCAGCAACAGCAAGAACCAUCGACCAAACCGGAAGUGUCAGUUCCGGCCCACGGUAACACGGAACCAGUCCACAAGCGUGUAUCGUUGUUCGAAAGUCCACCCCUCUCUUCGACCCGCAUCGUACCGGAACAGGUAACGCCGGAAAAUGUGCAGGAGAUUAAGGAAAAGCUCGUCCAGGCUACGUCCGGUGCCGCCAUCAACCGUUUGUCGUCGUCCGCUUCGCUUCCGCCGGGCAGCAUCACCGCGGCCCAUCACCACCACAACUAUCCGUCGCUCAGUCGACCGGGGUUCGAGUUUUCGCACCGUAAACCACCGAUUGUGGCGUGGAACUUCAACUACGACGAGCUGUAUCCGCUGCAAAGCAAAGCGAACGUGGCGGCCAUCCCGGUAGCCUCGCAGGAACCGAUCGUGCUGAAGGAGGUGCUGAACUGUUUGAUCGGCGUAAAGGGAACGCUUAUAAUGCCGAAGAAAAGUUCCUCCACCGGCGACCCGGACGGAUCGUUAUCGGUUGAGUUUCAGCUAUCGAACCAGCUGACCGACUCGUGUCGCGACAUGGUGGUAGAAGUGUUGCCGCUGGCAGCCCACUACUCCUGCGUGCAGUCCUUUAUCGAGGGUUCAAGCAUUCAGGAAGGUGGCGUUGUGCUGCAAGCCCUCCGGUCGGUGCUGAAAACGAUCAUGACGGAUUACUAUCUGUCGAUUGCGCAGCUGGAUGAUUUGCGCUGCCGUCGGGGUCUCAGCAUGCAGCGGCUGAUUCAGUUCCUGAAGCCCGUCUUUCCCACGAUGGAAGAGCUGGCGGCAACGGUGUCGGAAAUUUGGCGCAACAAUAGUCGGGGCGGGCAGGUGCUUUCGUUGCUGCACGAUCGCAUUACGGCCAAGAGCGGGACGAACCACGCGCAGAAGGUGCUGGUACAUCUGAUCGAAUCGGCCGCCGUCCCGUUCUUGGAAAUGCUGCAGCUGUGGAUCUACCGCGGCGUUAUCAAUGAUCCGCAGCAGGAGUUCUUCAUCGACCACAGCUCGAUGGAGCUGACGGAGAACGAGCUGGUCGACUACUGGGAGAAGCAGUACAAGAUUCGGAACGAGAAGGUACCGUGCUUUUUGUCCAAGUACGCGGACAUUAUUCUCCGCACCGGGAAGUAUCUGAAUGUGGUGCGCGUGUGCGGUGGUGCCGACUUUCAGCCCGGCAAUGCGAACGGUAACGAUUCGAUGCAUUCCACGGCCACCGCCAACAGCAAGGGCUCGUCGGCCACACAGCCCGGCAAGCAGCUCGAGUACAAGCACUUCGACCAGUCGUACAUCGACGAGAUCGAGGAGGCGUACAACUUUGCGUCCUCCUCGCUGCUGAAUCUCAUCAUGAACAAGUACGACCUGAUGGGCCGGCUGCUCUCCGUCAAGCGCUACUUCCUGCUCCAGCAGGGUGAUUUCAUUACCGAGUUUAUGGAUGCGGUUGAGGAAGAUUUGCGGAAAAACGUGGACACCCUGCAUCCGAUCCGGUUGGCCAACUUGCUGGACGUAACGCUCGGGCUCUCUUCCGCCAAGUACGACGAGUAUCACGAGGAUCUGAAGACGAUGCUGUUACCGUACGGCAUUGUGACACAAAUUUCGAAAAUUGUCAACAACGAGGAUGCGUUUGUGGACACACUGAGCGACACCUCGCAGCUGAAGGGUAUCGAGUGCUUUACCUUCACGUACAAAGCCCAGUGGCCCGUCUCGAUCGUGCUAAACCUGUGGACCAUUUCCAAGUAUCAGAUGAUCUUUCGCCAGCUGUUCUAUCUGAAGUACGUGGAGCGCAUCCUUUGCCGGGUGUGGAUCGCAAACAAUGAGACGCGCCAGUUUGCACCGAACCCUGCCAAACUGUACCGGUCGGCGUUUACCCUGCGCCAGAAGAUGCUGAUCGCGAUCCAGAGCUUCGAGUCGUACAUGAUGAUCGAGGUGAUCGAACCGAACUGGCACAUUUUCUAUCAGAACAUGAAGCAGGUAAAAAAUAUCGACGAUGUGUUAAACUAUCAUCAGGAUUUUCUGGACCAGUGUCUCAAGAACUGCAUGCUAACCGUGCCGGAUCUGCUAAAGCCGAUCAUCAAUCUGUGCAACAUAUGCAUCAAAUUUUGUGACUUUCUAUCGGAAUCACAGCGCCAUUUUGUCGAUGCAGAACUAACAUGCAUGCUCGCCACCGGUGACGACUGCUCACUGUCCUCCGAGUCCGAUUACGAACAGGCCGCAACCACCAUGGCACCGACGGAAACGUUUUCCGAGCGGGUGGAACAGUUUCGUCACGAUUUCACCGACCAGCUGAUGAUGUUGCUGCGAAAAAUUGCCGACGUUGCAACGCUCAGCACCUCGGAACGGUUUAUCAAUCUUAUAUACAGAAUCAACUUCAACUCGUACUAUAGCGAAACGAAUGAAAGCUGAAGUGGAAAAGGUGGCGUGCAUCCUGUGCGGAGGAACCAUUACAAA
This is a messenger RNA of Anopheles stephensi (Asian malaria mosquito), 2909 nucleotides long. Its product is annotated as gamma-tubulin complex component 2 homolog. Gene Ontology annotation, biological process: microtubule nucleation; spindle assembly; mitotic cell cycle. Gene Ontology annotation, molecular function: gamma-tubulin binding; microtubule minus-end binding. The record is from RefSeq and is a predicted model, not a curated record. The transcript is spliced from 7 exons. Bases 159 to 2864 code for a protein of 901 amino acids. Gene Ontology annotation, cellular component: spindle pole; gamma-tubulin small complex; equatorial microtubule organizing center. Lineage: Eukaryota; Metazoa; Arthropoda; Insecta; Diptera; Culicidae.